Vespa crabro (European hornet) is the source of this 3118-nucleotide messenger RNA. RefSeq lists its product as uncharacterized. The transcript is spliced from 13 exons. Lineage: Eukaryota; Metazoa; Arthropoda; Insecta; Hymenoptera; Vespidae. The coding region runs from base 454 to 2652 and encodes 732 amino acids. The record is from RefSeq and is a predicted model, not a curated record.
GUGAGUAGAGUCAGUCGUGGUACGAACGCGAGAACGGAAUUGUCAUUCGUUUGUUACCAGACGACGAACGUGUUUUCUUUCUUUUUAUUUUUGUAUAUAUUAAAAAAAAAAUAAUAAUAAAAAAAAAUAAAUAAAAAAAAAAAAAUAAAUAAAUAAAAGAAAAAAAGAGAAAAAAAAGAAAAAAAAAAGAAAAGAAAAGAAGUAGAAGAAGAAGAAGAGAAUUUUUGAUUGACGGGCAUGAGGAUGAAAAAAAAUCGGCCGAUCGAAGAAGACGGUGUAAAUGUUUGGUAUCGAAGAAAAUUAAUUACAAGUAUUACGAGAUAGAUAAAGCAGCCGUACUAACACUACGGCGAAGAAGAAAUUAUGUAACGACGAAGUUAUAGUGUCUAAGAAAGAAGGAAGGACGCGUUAGAUCGUUUGAUAAAUAUUAAUUUAUAGAUUUUCCAAUUGUUUAUGAUAAAAAGUUUUGUUGAAAGGAUGCCUGGACGUUCGCGUUCGCUGGUAUUUUUUCUUCUCGUCGUCGUCGUCGUCAUCAUAUCAUCGAUCAUUUGUACAGGAUCAUGCCAAAAUUGUCAAGACACUGCUUGGGAGAAAGUUAGCGGAGCUAGACCUGAGUAUACUAUUUCUAAAGUUGCUUUGUUCAGUGGCGAAGAUGCUCAUGGUAUUGUCAUCCCUUGCUUCGAAAGAUGUAAACGAAUUAAUUGCACUGCCUUCGUGAUCGAUAUCGAUAGAAGUCUCUGUUAUACUGUCGAAGUUGAAGGCGAUGAGUUUGUUCCGGAGUCAAACUCUAUAUUUUAUCAAGAAAUUUGUAUAAAAGUACCUAAAACUUGUAAAAAAAAGAAACUCUGGCAAGUAGAAAGAACAUUGGGUGCUGUUUUACUCGAUGUUGCGUCUGUUUGGUUGCCACAAGCUAUGCGGAGAAAUCGAUGCUAUGAAACGUGUAUUGAUGCAGGUAGUGCCUGUAAAUCAGCACAAUUUCGUACAUCAAAGGCAUUAUCGAUCAAUAAUACAUUAGGAAGAUGUGCCUUAUCGAUGGUCGAAAGAAGUAUUAGGCCACAAGCUUAUAGGGCUUCCAUGUAUAGAGACGAGUACCUGCAACAUCAGUGUCAUGAUAUACUGAAAAUGGAUUAUUGUUCCUAUGCUGAAUUUUCGAAUGUAACUCUGCCAUAUUCAGACCUUGAAUUACCUGGUGUUGACAAACGAGAGUGCGAGAGAAGAUGCGAUCUUGGUGAAGAUGGUUUCAUCUGUAGAAGUUACACAGUUGUAUAUACUUCAAACAAGAAACCAAUUUGUCGGUUACAUUCAGAAGAUACAUUGAGUCUUGGCACCAGUUCACUUGUUAACACACCUAACAGUAUUUAUAAAGAAAGAGAGCCUUGUUUAGACGUUAAGGUACGAUGUAGUGACACGACGUUAACAGUCACUUUGAUUACGAUGGAACCCUUCGAAGGUAGACUCUACGCCAAUGGUUAUGGAAAUGAUUGUGGUAUUCAAGGCACUGGUCGAAAUGUAACAAUAUUAACACUGCCUUUACCAAAAACUGAGGAAUUGGAUAUGUCUAAAAUUCCAUGUGGCUUUACGCCAGCAUUUUCAAUCGAUAAUGAAAAUCGAACAAGGACGAUGAUAUGGGCUACCAUAGUCGUACAGUUCAAUCCUAUUAUUCAAAGACUGGGUGAUCAAGCUGUUAAAGUUGGAUGUACUAUAGGUGAACAUGAUAUUCCACAGCCUAGAAAUGUAUCAGUGGAAUCAAGUUUAAAUUUUGCUGAUCCCAACGCAGGAGUACCGCCAAUUUCAACAAUCGUAAUGAACGCAUCAUCGGAAGUACCAAUGAUAACUAUGAGAAUUUUAAACGAGAAUCAUCAGGAUGCAGUCGUUACGAAGUUGGGAGAAAGGCUGACUCUCAGAAUUGAAAUUAAACCAGCUGAUGGUCCAUAUGAUAUCAUGGCUGGACAUCUAGUAGCUAGUAGUGCAACAGGACAUUGGUCUUAUCUUCUACUUAACGAAAUUGGAUGCCCUACGGAUCCAACAACCUUUCCAGCGUUAUCCAAAGAUCCAAUUGAUAAUCGUUCACUCAUUGCAACUUUUACUGCGUUUAAAUUUCCUGAAAGUCAAUUGGUCAGGUUCAACGUUAUUGUUAAAUUUUGUUUAGAUAAAUGCGAGCCGACACAUUGUGAAGGAAAUCGUGUCUCUUAUGGAAGAAGGAAACGAACGUCGACAGUCGUUGCGUCAACAUCGGAGCCUUAUAUUGCUGCUGAGGUAACUGAAAUUUUCAGGAACAAAACACCAGAUGAACUACCAUUACAACUGUCUAUCAUAGUUCAGAGUCCUGUGAUUUUUGCGGAUCCUCUACUGUCCAGGGAUAAUACUACUCCCGAUACGAUUCUAAUCGCUGGUGGACACUCCAUUGAUGGACUACUCUGCGUAGACGCCGGUUUAGUUUUAGGUUUACUCAUCUUUUGGCUGAUCAUUCAAAUAGUUUUGAUAGCCUCUUGCCUCUUGGCAAUUGGACGAUAUAGAAGAAUGGCUAUAAGAGCGGAAGAAGACAGGGCUGAUAUAUUGGCUAGACAUCUUUAUGGUAUUCAUGGAGGAAACUUUGAAAUUGCUCGAAGGGUCAGAUGGGCUGACAGAAACAAUUCUUCGAUCGAACCAUGAUUUAUUAUAAUGGGCUAAUAUCUUAAAUCACUGCUGCACCUUUUCUUUUCUUAUUUCUUUAUCUAUUUUUCGUUUUUUUACAUUAACCAUACUGACAAUAAUAAUAAUAAUAUUAAUAAUAAUAAUAAUAAUAAUAAUAAUAAUAAUAAUAAUAAAUAAAUAAAUAUUGUAAGAUAUUCAACCGAGAGUUUGUACUUUGUUAUUUUGCAAUUUAUUUCUAUAAAACGAUAUAAUGAUAGUAUACAAUGCAUAUAUAAUAUAACAAUUAAGUUACGAUAUGGCAAAGAUGAAGUCUUAUUAUAAAUGAUCUUGUAUAAUAAAAAUAUGAGAAAAGAUUUAGCUAAAUUUUUUUAUAAUUAUUAACCUAUUAAGGAUGUGUUAAUAAAAAGAAAAAGAGUAGAAAAUAUUAUAAAAUAUGUAUUGCUAAACAGUCUUCCGCAAUAGAUCAUUUCAAUCUUGUAAUAAA